CCGGUAGCUAGCGAGCUACUAAUGUCAAUACAAAGAGAAUUAGCUGUUUCUCUCAGUUUGUGUCUGUGGAGCUGUGAUGUGCACGUGACAAUUUAAGAGUCUGGUGUGUUCUCAGGUGCAGAUUGUGUGUAAUGUGAUCCAGCUUCCUCCUGUACAGAGAUUUUCCCAUCAUGUCCGUGUCAGUGAUAAUAAAGUGGGGAGGACAGGAGUACUCCAUCAGCGCUUUGUCUGAAGAAGACACGGUGUUGGACCUGAAACAGUCCAUUAAAUCCCUCACUGGAGUCCUGCCUGAGCGCCAGAAGCUGCUGGGACUGAAGAUCAGAGGUAAACCAGCUGACGAUGACAUCAAGCUUGGCCUCCUGAAGCUUAAACCCAACACCAAGAUUAUGAUGAUGGGAAGCAGAGAGGAAAGUCUGGAAGAUGUCCUGGCUCCUCCUCCUGAAAGUGAUGAUGUCAUCAAUGACUUCGACAUCGAAGAGGAGGUGAUCGAAGUGGAAAACAGAGAGGAGAACCUGGCUAAGAUCGCACGCCGCAUCAAAGACUACAAAGUGGAGGAGAUAAGCCCGCCCAGAGAGGGGAAAAGAUUACUCGUGCUUGAUGUCGAUUACACGCUGUUCGAUCACAAGUCGUGUGCAGAGACGGGGCAGGAGCUCAUGAGGCCGUUCCUCCACGAGUUCCUCACGUCUGCGUAUGAAGACUACGACAUCGUCAUCUGGUCUGCAACAAGUAUGAAGUGGAUCGAGGCCAAAAUGAAAGAGCUGGGUGUGUCUGAUAACCCUAACUACAAGAUCACCUUCAUGCUGGACAGUGGAGCCAUGAUCACAGUACACACACCUAAAAGAGGCGUGGUGGAGGUGAAGCCGCUGGGAGUGAUCUGGGGAAAGUACAGAGAGUUUUACAACAGAAAGAACACCAUCAUGUUCGAUGACAUCGGGAGGAACUUCCUGAUGAACCCACAAAACGGACUGAAGAUUAGACCGUUCAUGAAGGCACACUUAAACCGUGAGAAAGACAAGGAGCUUCUGAAACUGUCUCACUACCUGAAGGAGAUCGCCAAGCUGGACGACUUUUCGGGUCUCAACCACAAGCACUGGGAAAGGUACCUCUCAAAGAAGCAGAGCCAGUGAAGCAGCUAGAACAUUCAUCCUCAAGAACAAACCAACACCAAACACCUCCUACUCUCUCUCUCUCUCUCUCUCUCUCUCUCUCUCUCUCUCUCAGUGCUCUCUUUAUCGUCACACUCGGGAUAAAACAAGCAGCACCUGUAGUGCGAGCGUAGCAGUCUUCCCUCUCUUCUUCGUCUCUCCUUUAAGGUCCUGAACGCUCAGCCUGUCCCGGGAAAAGAGACGUUGUGUAUAUAUACAGUAUAGAUAGACAUACACAAGUGACAUCGUGAAAAAAAAAUUAAUCAUGUUAGAAGUCCAUCGUACAAAUAUCCCGAGCACUUCUUUACGUUUCGGAGGUGAAGGUCGCUGAUCAGUUCUGUGUUUUUCCUCCAGUCUGACACCAUGCUGAAGAAGACCAGGUUCAGUUUUGGGGACUUUUUGUGUAACAGACGGGGGGAAAAGCUUUUACAUGGCAACAUGUGACAUUAAAACAUGCUGAUGUUGGAAAAGCAGAACGGUUCGAACAAGGCAAAAUAACAAAACAGAAUUCAUGACAACUUGCUUACAAACACAAAACAAAAAACUCAACGACAAAAAAGGAGGAAUAAACCAAAUAGAUAAAAAUAGAAGAUAAAACACACACUACCAAAAACCAUAAGAAAAACAUUAAAAAGGCAACAAAAUAAUAUUUUUUAAAAGAACAUAAAGCACGAACAAAAAAAAAAGAAACAACAGCAAAUAGAAAAACAUGAGAAAAAUAAAUACAUGAGAGGAAAAAUGAUAAACGUAAAAACAACAAGGCUAGUAAACAGCAGAACUAAAAAAAUAAAACAAUGAAAGUAUAAUAAACACGCAAUAAGCUCUCUAUUUUUUUUCUCUUUCUCUCUCACCUCUCACUUUUUCUGUCUGUUUUUUCUCUCUUGCUUUCUGUCUCUCAAUCUCUCAUUCUUUUUAGUUUUCCUCUCUCUUAUAAAAUUAGCUGCUUUUUAUUUUUCGAGCUCACAGCGGAAAGUUCGUUAUAUCUUUCGUUCGAGUAUCUUAAGGCUUUACAUCGACACACUUGAGUUAUUUAUUAUCGACUCAUUGAUGAUUAAUUUAUAGCGUUUAUUGUUUAUAAACUGUUUUGUGUUCAGGUGCUGAUCUAAUGUUUUUUUGUUUGUUUUUGUUUAUUUGGCAGCGAAAAAAAAAUAAGAAUAAAGAUUUUGGUUUACAUUUUUGAGAAGUGACUUUUUUUACUUUGUGUGUGUGUAGACGUGUUUAACUGUGUGUAACCUCUCGUCGCUGCCUGUCCUUAUGUGGCAUUUUGUUAUUUUUAUUCCAACGACACUGACAUGAGCGCCGAGUCUGCGGCCGCGACUCGAAUUAAAAAAAUAAAUAAAGAUUUUAAAACAAGUGA
Clarias gariepinus (North African catfish) is the source of this 2502-nucleotide messenger RNA. RefSeq names its product ubiquitin-like domain containing CTD phosphatase 1 (gene ublcp1). Gene Ontology annotation, cellular component: nucleus. NCBI's taxonomy places the organism in Eukaryota, Metazoa, Chordata, Actinopteri, Siluriformes, Clariidae. The transcript has 12 exons. Gene Ontology annotation, biological process: protein dephosphorylation. The record is from RefSeq and is a predicted model, not a curated record. Gene Ontology annotation, molecular function: protein binding; protein serine/threonine phosphatase activity. The coding region runs from base 171 to 1127 and encodes 318 amino acids.